This is a messenger RNA of Carya illinoinensis, 1557 nucleotides long. RefSeq lists its product as uncharacterized. Gene Ontology annotation, molecular function: nucleic acid binding. The record is from RefSeq and is a predicted model, not a curated record. Lineage: Eukaryota; Viridiplantae; Streptophyta; Magnoliopsida; Fagales; Juglandaceae. The coding region runs from base 1 to 1557 and encodes 518 amino acids. Gene Ontology annotation, biological process: DNA integration. The transcript is spliced from 3 exons.
AUGAGGUUGAAUCCAGCAAAGUGUGCUUACAGGGUCCAGUCGGAAAAAGUCUUGGGCUUCAUUGUAUCUGAGAGAGGAAUCGAGGCUUCUCCAAAUAAGAUAAAAGCCAUACUCAACAUGAAGCCUCCAAAGAACCUGAAUGAGACGCAACGGCUGGCGGGUAGAGUGGCCUCCUUGAGAAGAUUCAUAUCCAGAUCAACAUAUAAGUGCCUCCCUUUUUUCCAAGUAUUGUGGAAGGUACAUCCUUGGAAUGAACAAUGUGACGAAGCGUUCAAAAAAUUAAAGGUAUAUCUGGCCAGUCCACCCCUAUUGAAACAACCAGAGCAGGGUGACGUACUUUACGCAUAUUUAGCAGUUUCCCUGAAUGCUGUAUCUACCGUCCUAGUAAAAGAGGGGGAGGCUGCCCAGCAUCGGGUAUAUUACGUUAGUCGAGCACUCAAAGGGGCUGAAGCAAGGUACCCUCAAAUUGAACUGUUAGCUUUCGCUCUAGUAACGGUGGCCAAAAAGCUCCAACCUUACUUCCAAGCUCACACAGUAAGAGUACUCAUGGAGACCCCCCUAGCGAAAGUCCUGAAAAAAUGGGAUAGCACGGGCCGAUUGAUAGGUUGGUCGAUUGAGCUUAGCAAGUUCGAUUUGGAGUACGAGCCAAGGAAGGCUUUCAGAGGGCAAUCGCUGGCAAAUUUUGUGGCAGAAUUCUCGAAAUUUCCCCAAGAAGAAACAAUAGAACCAUCGGAGAAGUCGUGGGUACUAUUCAUAGACGGCUCAUCUUGCCGAGAAGGUGGAGGCCUAGGAGUGCAUUUAUUGAGUACUAACGGAAAAGGACGACACUACAUGGCGACGCUGGCAUUCAAAGUAACAAACAAUGAAGCACUGAUAGCAGGAUUGUUUGUGGCUGCACAAAUGGGGGUAAAGGAGAUAGAAGCUAGGUCAGACUCGCAAGUGGUUGUAAAUCAAGUGUUGGGCCUAUAUGCUACGAAAGAAUGGGGGAGCAAGAUUAUGGAAUACUUAGAAGAAGGAAAAUUGCCAGAAAUAAAAGAUGAGGCGAGGAGGGUGAAGAAAAAGGUGACUAGAUUCCAGCUCAUCGAUGGAGUUCUUUACAAAAGGGGAUUCUCAACCCCAUUACUACGGUGCAUCUCCACACAAGAAGCACAGUACGUCCUUGCAGAGAUACACGAGGGGAUAUGUGGGAAUCAUUCUGGCAGAAGAACUUUAGCCAGAAAAGUGGUUCGGGCGGGCUACUAUUGGCCCAAUGCUUUAAAGGACGCACGAGAGUUCAGCAAGAAGUGUGUCAAAUGCCAAACGUUCAAAAUCCCCCAAAGUCUUAUAACGGAUAAUGGGCGCCAGUUCAACUCAGACCACUACAAGGAGUGGUGCGCUGAGUUGAAAAUCAAGGCAAAGUACUCCUCCCCAGGCCAUCCCCAAGCAAAUGGUCAAGCUGAACCAACAAACAAGGCGUUACUCUCAAUCCUUAAGAAAAAGGUUGCAGAGACAAAAGGGGAAUGGCAGACAAGUUGCCAGGUGUACUUUGGGCGUACAGAACUACAGCAAAAACUCUAA